This is a messenger RNA of Uranotaenia lowii, 2305 nucleotides long. RefSeq names its product sodium-independent sulfate anion transporter-like. NCBI's taxonomy places the organism in Eukaryota, Metazoa, Arthropoda, Insecta, Diptera, Culicidae. The transcript is spliced from 3 exons. Gene Ontology annotation, biological process: transmembrane transport. The record is from RefSeq and is a predicted model, not a curated record. Gene Ontology annotation, cellular component: membrane. Gene Ontology annotation, molecular function: sulfate transmembrane transporter activity. Bases 317 to 2158 code for a protein of 613 amino acids.
CGCUUUGCUUUCAUGCUUUCACCAAUACAAACUGCUCAUACCAUGCGCCAACCCAGCUUUUUAUACGUACGUGAACUAUUAGUAUUAAUUUUCCCUUCAUCGCGGUUGUCCAUGCCAAACUGGCCCUUAUCCGUAUCAUCAUUGAUAAUAAGCAAACUCAUCUAUGAACAAAUAUAACGGCGACAUUGUCAGCGAAAUUAUCAGCAGAGGUACCGGUAUAUAUAGCGGUGCAUUUUAUUCUUUUCUCGGCAUUAUCUGGGUCUGGAGACAUUUGAUUUAAAUACUCAGGAAAAAAUAUGAUGAGUAGCCCGAAAUAAUGAUAAGCAACACUAAUGGUAAUGUCCAGCAGCAACAUCAGCAACACGAAUUAACGCACGGAUCGCGCGAAGAAGAUUUUCGAGAACGGCUGCCAGAUGUGCGAACAACGGUAACUAGGCAAAUUAAAUCGCUAUGCUCGAUCGCCUUUGUGCGCAAUCGAAUUCACGUGCUGCAGUGGUUACCCAACUAUCGGCCACGCUACCUGAUAUCAGACAUUAUUGCCGGGAUCACGGUUACCCUAACGGCAAUUCCGCAAAGCAUAGCCUAUGGCAUAUUGGCGAAUUUGCAACCGCAGGAUGGUAUCUAUUCGAAUUUGGUUGGUUGUUUCAUGUAUUUUCUGUUCGGGAGUGUUAAAGAUGUCACGGUUGCCCCAACAUCGAUUAUGGCAAUCAUGGUGCAAAAUGUGGUGUUAGAGCUUGGACCUGGAGCUGCUCUGCUCACACUACUGGCUGGUUUAGUGACGUUAGCAUUCGGCGUACUAAAUCUUGGGAUACUUGUGCGAUUUAUAUCGAUACCGGUUAUCACAGGAUUUACAACAGCAGCCUGUUUGACUAUCGGAAGCGCUCAGCUACGAUCACUAUUCGGUAUAUCCAGCAAAGGAAAGAGCAGCGAUUUCAUAGACGCGUGGGAGAAUGUAAUUGAAAAUAUUGGCCAAACUCGACUUUGGGAUACGGUCCUAGGAUUCAGUUCAAUUGGAUUCCUAGUAAUUUUCAAACUUACCAAAGAUUGUGGAAGUCCAGGAGCUUGGAAGAAAUUUUUCAAAUAUCUUUCUCUCCUGCGUAAUGCAUUAGUUGUUGUGAUUGGUGCAGGUUUGGCUUACGCAUUCUCUAGAAAUGGUUCGGAGCCGUUUAAGCUAACUGGACACGUUGAACCCGGAGUUCCUCAGUUCCACGUGCCACCUUUCUCUAUAAACAACAACGGAACCUAUUAUUCUUUUCCAGAUAUGUUGCGUGUGAUGGGGACAUCCAUAAUUUCUAUUCCACUCGUGUCAAUAUUGGAAAUCAUUUCGAUUGGCAAAGCAUUCUCUAAGGAUAAGAUGGUAAAUGCUACGCAAGAGAUGAUAGCUCUAGGAGCUUGUAAUGUGGCUGUAGCGUUUUUCUCGCCGCUUCCGGUUGCCGGAUCAUUUACUAGGACAGCCAUCAACAGUAGCAGUGGUGUCAAAACAUCGUUAGGCUGUGCCGUCACAACAGCUAUGUUACUCCUAGCAUUGGCCCUUCUUACUGAUGCUUUCUACUAUAUACCCAAGGCGACCUUGGCAUCCGUUGUUAUAUCGGCUAUGAUAUUCAUGGUCGAUUAUCGAGGAUUUGUUGAAAUCUGGCGAGUUAAAAAAUUGGACAUCCUUGUUCUUCUGGGGACUAUGAUUGCUUGUGUGUUUCUCGGAUUGGAUUAUGGAAUCCUUGUGGGAAUAGCCAUCAACUGCUGCUUUCUACUCUACUUAAUGGCGGCUCCAAAAAUGUUUACAAAACAUCUUUAUCUAGAUGGUGUAAACGUCGUUUUAUUGAAACCCGCAACUGAUCUAACGUUUUCCUCAGCUGAAUAUCUCCGAGACCGCGUUAUGCGAAUCGUGACCGAAGGUUUGGAAGGGCCAGUCGAUUUGGUAAUCUUGGAAGGCACAUCGGUGAAUUUCGUAGAUACGACAGUUGUCAAAAAUGUGGCCAACAUACAGACAGACCUUCAAACGAGAGGCAUCGCAUUAGUGCUUUGGCAAUGGUCUCCUCACACGGCAGCAGCACUGGUGAGAUUUGAUCGGAACUUUCUAAUCUGCAUGGAAAACGAUCGGGACCUUACGACUAUCGUAGAAAAGUGGAAAACUUGCUGCAAUGAACUCAAGAGAUGCUAGAGAGAAUGGAUUUCAAAAAAUCUUACAAUAGCCUUAAGGUAAAAAAAAAUCAUGUACCUAUUUGUUUCAUAAAAAAAAAUGUAGCUCAAUAUUCUCAAAGAUUCUGUAAUAUUAUUAAAUGUAAAUAGAAUAAAAAAUAAAUUGAAA